Messenger RNA from Suillus subaureus, 1389 nucleotides. RefSeq lists its product as uncharacterized. The record is from RefSeq and is a predicted model, not a curated record. Gene Ontology annotation, molecular function: protein binding. Lineage: Eukaryota; Fungi; Basidiomycota; Agaricomycetes; Boletales; Suillaceae. The transcript is spliced from 5 exons. The coding region runs from base 1 to 1389 and encodes 462 amino acids.
AUGACGCUGACAAGUCUUCCACAUGAUGCUUUGUAUCGUGUCCUAUGCUUUCUUUCUGUCCGCGAAAUCAUCUGCCUUCGACUGGUGUGCAAAGACCUUCGCGACUUGACAUUCCACACGGCUAUAUGGCAUGAUGCGUAUAAACAUGCAAAACUGCCUCGUCCUCUCGGACCACUUGACUCUCAGUCUCGCGAGUUCCUAGAAAACACCCUCGUCAAAAGCACUCAAGUUGGCGUGAAGUGGAACAAGCAAGCUCUAACGAUAACUUCUAAGGCGACUUGGUUUGAACCCGAGUGGUCAGCCUUGCAAGGAGACCAUUGGGAAGUGGUAACUGGCUUAUGGCUCGUCAUCCCGCACAUCAGCGGCCCCGACAUCCUGUGCUACGAUCUGGAGCGCGGGCUGCGCCACGUCGUAUAUCACGCCAAUGGCGCUCAGAUACUGUCGUUCAAAAGUGCGACUUCUGAGGCAGCAGACGGAGGAUGUAUCAUGCACGCUAUCGUCAUGGAAAGCUCUCGCAGCAGCCCGUCGUUCUCACAUAAACUGCUUUCCAUUCGUUUCUCUUCUGAUGGUCCAUCGUUGGAAUCCUCCAUGGUAAUUCCUGGCGAUGUAAUCGGAAUGGGAAUGUCGCAGCUAUCUGCUGGGAAGCGCUUGCUAUGCAUGAGCGAUCAUCUGACUGGUACUUUGAAUUUAGCAGUGGAUACCCGCACCCGCAUCCUGUACUGCUUUCCGCCACCGAGCUCUAUUAUUGACCCUAAUUUCGCCACAACUUGUACCCAAGAGACAUACCUGAAGCGUCUCAUUGCCACUGAAACCCACAUUCUUGCGAUGUUUACCCCUAUCACUAUUGUCAGCCAGCUCGACGAGGGAGGAAACUGUCGUGCGAUCAUUCAGGCGUUCGCUCUCCCAUCAGCGGGAAUUGCUCCGCAUCCUCACCUACUCUUCAACUCACCCAUGAAGGCCAUUGUUAUCUCGAUAUCGAACUACUUUGCUCACCGAGUAACGUUAUCCCCUCCUCUGCCAGGGGAGAAAUUAGGGAAUAUAUCCCUCUCCACCGAGCAGCUUUUCUCUGUACCAGGUUAUGCUAACACCAUGAAGUUUACCACGUCAUUUGACGGGCACGCGCGUGGCAUCUGCGUACUUCAUAACGAAAGGGAUGGAACAGAAUUCUAUGGAUUUACCAUCGACGCUAGCAGUAUGGAUAAGCCCUGUUCGGGCAUUGUUGGACCAGGGGUCGAUAUCAAAGAGGUUGAAGCGAAAGAGUCGUUUCCCUCGUCUUUGAGGAUGACAUGGAAUGUGAAACUCGCAUUCGACGGCUACUUGGGUAGAAUCUGUUACAGGAAACGAGGUCAGGCAGGAAGGAAUGUACUCGCUAUAGUAGAUUUGGCUUAG